This is a messenger RNA of Pantherophis guttatus, 1704 nucleotides long. RefSeq names its product GTPase IMAP family member 2-like. Gene Ontology annotation, molecular function: GTP binding. Lineage: Eukaryota; Metazoa; Chordata; Lepidosauria; Squamata; Colubridae. The record is from RefSeq and is a predicted model, not a curated record.
CCCUCCUCUGCCUGGUGGAUCCGCUGCGCGAUCUCCCGCCCGGCCAAAGCGCUUCGCUCUCGCUCUCUCCUGGAUCUGGGAUUUGGAGGAGAUCUGAAGUGGCCUGGAAGGAUGGACACCAAAAGAGGGAAGGAUGCCGAACUCCGGCUGAUACUGGUUGGAAAGUCCGGAGGCGGGAGGAGUGCCACGGGCAACACUAUCCUUGGCUGGAAGGUGUUUAACUCCACCUUGGGCGCAAAAACCACCACCCUGAAAUGCCAAAGGGGGCAGGGAACCUGGCAGGGCACGAAGCUCUCCGUGGUCGACACGCCCGCCAUGUUUGACGCUGACGACUACACCGAGAUUGUGCGACGUGAGAUCAUGGCUUGCAUUCAGCUCUCCUCGCCUGGCCCCCACGCCUUCAUCUUGGUGACCCAGGUGGGACGCUUCACUGCUGAAGACGCGGCCGCCGCGAAGUAUAUCCAGGAUAUCUUUGGGGCCGCGUGCACCAGGCACAUGAUCGUCCUCUUCACCUGCGUGGAGGAUUUGGGUGGGGACCCCCUGCAGGAGUUCGUCCGUAACUCCGACAACAGGAAUCUGCACAAGCUGAUCCGCCAGUGCCGGAACCGCUUCUGCGGGUUCAACAACAAGGCCGUAGGAGACGAGCGGGAGAGGCAGGUCUCGGAGCUGAUGGAGACGGUGAAGAGAACCAUUUUCCAAAACGGCGGGAGACACUACGUCAACCGGCUGUAUCUGGAGCCCAAUUUACAGGACGAGCACGUCCAGAUGUUCAUCGAGCAGAACCGAAAGCCGUCCCGAAGCAUCAUCAACAUCCUCUUGGUCUGCUUCCUUCCACUCUGCUUGGCCUUUUACAUUGGCAGAUGGUUUUUUUCCUGCCUGAGAAGCGCAUUUCAUUACUUCUUUUAAGUCUUCGAAUCCCGACUUCCUUUUGCCUCCAGGUCACAAAACGAUGCAGAGUUAGUCCUCGACUUACAAUCGCAGUGGAGUCCCAAAUUUCCGUGGCUAAUGGAGACAUUUGUGAACGGAGCUUUGCCCCCAUUUUACGACCUUUCUUGUCACCGUUGUUCGGCGAAUCGCCGUCGUUGUCAAAACUGUUGUGAAGUGAACAGGGCUUCCCCUUUGACUUUGCUUUUCAGGAGGUCACCAAAGGGAGGAAUCACUUGACCCCGGGACAUGGCAACCGUCAUAAAUAUGAGUCAGUUGCCGAGCGUCUGAAUUCAGUGCCGAAAAGGUUCGCCAACACUGAUACAGGGUCUCCUAAUUAAGCAGGAGGUUGGACUAGAACAGGGGUCUGCAACCUUAAACACUCAAAGAGCCAUUUGGAACAGUUUCCCACAGAAAAGAAAACACCGGGAGCCACAAAACCCUUCCCGUCCCUGACUAUUUCUUGAGUGGCCACAAAACUAGCACAUGUAGUUGAAUUAAACGUUCUGUUUUCUUCUGAAACUUUUCUUGGAUUUAUCCAUGGUUGGCCUACCGGGGGUUGAAAAGCCCAAUAAAUCGUGUGCCAGUGGGUGUCACACAUUGGUGGUUGUGACGCAUAUUUUGAGUGACAGGGAGCUGCAGCAGAGGGUGAAAGAGCCACAUGCGGCUCCAGAGCUGCAGGUUGCUGACCCCUGGACUAGAAGACCUCCAAAGUUCCUUCCAACUCUGUUAUUCUAUAUUCUGUUAUUCCACAUUAAAUAAAAGUAUUAUUUUACAACA